CUUUCAGAUAACUCUAGAACCGAGAUCUGCUGAACACAGAUUCCAGGUCUCAGAGUUAGACAGUUAAAAUCCUAAUUGCAGAAAGUAAAUGCAGUAAAGUUAAUGACACCGGGUUUUUUAUAGUGGUUCAAGGAACAACGCGUUCCUCUAGUCCACUGUUCCACUAAGAUUGUAAAGCAUCAGUUACAAAGCCUUAGUCCCUAGCACUUAAGAAGUUCUUCACGCCUUCUUCAAGUCUAGUUGUCACCCGGGAUGCAGUCCUGCUUCCUGAUGACUGGUCCUUUCACUCAGCUUCCCGGAAGUAUUACCACUUCACUACUGCAGUUACUUGGACGCCCUUCUUUGCAGAAGAUGUUCUGAAAAACAGAGUUUUCUCCAACUUGCUUCGUUACAAAGGAUGUGUAGUUGAAGUUCUUGAAGGUUGAAGAACAGGAUGAACUUUGCUCUUGUUGGGGUUGAGGGAUUUUGAGAGUUUGAAUCUUCCCAAUGUAAGCUUUUUCUUGUUGAUGAUUGAGGAGUUUUGAAUCUCAAGAAUGCUUGUAGUAUGAUGAGAGCAAAAGUUGUAGCAAAGUUGUCCGGUUGUUCUUCCUCGAGUAUCUUUUAUACUGGGAAUUGUCUACCCGUUGGAGGAGGAGACAACUGCAUUAAAUGUGCGUACUGUGGAGUUGACCCACCAAUUUGGAAGGUUUCUAUUUUUAUAAUAUAUCCUCCAGAUUCUUCGGUCAAUCAUUUGCAAUUACUCCACAACGUAUCAGGCUCAUUUAUUGUGCAUUAAAAGCUUUCCUUUCAUGCACAGUCUUCUAGCCGUUAGGGGAUUCCCUGUUAAUUUCACAGCCGUUGAAGGUAGCCUUGAAAUUCUUCUAAGUGUUUAUCCAGGCUGAUGAGAUUCUCUGAUGGCAUUCUGACCUUGGAUUCUGAUGAACUUGGAUAGGGAACUCUGAUACUUCUCUGGAGUUGAGUUCUGAUGAAGCUUUUUCAUCGAACUCUGAUGGCUUUCUGAUGUAGACUUCUGAUGAGUCUCUGAAGAGCAACUCUGAUUCUUCUCUGAUGAGCAAUUCUCAUGACUUCCGAGAGCGACUCUGAAAGCAUUUCUCAUAGAGCAGCUCUGAUCAGAUCCACAUAGCAACUCUGCUAGUCGACUAUACUAAUACUUACACUGAAAAUUCUAAUACAUAAAAUCUAAGUAGGGGUACUCUAAAACUCUAAUCUAAUUAUCCUAGCAUCAUCAAAAUCUAAUUACAUUUAUUCCUUACACUAAUAUUAGACAUGAAUUGGGUAUGAAGGCAACUACAUUACCUUUUAAAUACCUAGGAGUGCAUAUUCACAAAGGAGUUACUAGGAUGGGUCAUUGUAAAGAUCUUCUGCAGGCUUUUGAUAACAAGCUGAAUUCGUGGGGUCAGAAAAUGCUCUCUCAAGGUGGGAGGCUCAUUUUGAUCAAGCACGUUCUAGGCUCUAUUCCUCUGCACAUACUUGCGGUCACAGGUAUCCCUCAGACUGUUAAAAGCAUGUUAAAUAAGAAAAUUUCAAAUUUCUUUUGGGGCUUCAAAGAUAACAGGCCUAAACAACACUGGAUCUCUUUCAAAAAAAUGUGUCGGCCUACUGAAUCAGGAGGGGUGGGAAUAAGGUCUUUUGACCAAUCUCAGCAAGUUUCAGCCUUAAAACUCUGGUGGGAGUUUCAGGUGGGACAGUCCAAUUGGGCCUUUUUAAUGAGGAAUAAAUAUGGGAGAAGGACUUUGGGGGAAGCAAAAUCGGUAGACUCCCCAACCUGGAAAACCAUUUGCCAGAUUAGUGUUAAGGCAGAGGCAAUGGUGGACAGGGGAGAUUCCUCCAUCAAGUGGAAGCAUACUUCUGAAGGGGUAUUCUCUUCGAAGUCAGCAUACAAGGCAAUCACGCAGGAGGGAAGGGGAAAUUUAACUUAUACAAGCAUUUGGCAUCGAAAACAAGUGCCAAAAAUAAAAGUGUUCUUAUGGAGGCUUUGGCACAAGGGACUUCCCUUUCCCGGAACAAAUUGCCAGAUUCUAUGUGGCAUACCCAUCUCGCUGUCCUCUCUGCAAAUUAGACUUAGCUACUCAGGACCAUGUGCUUCUUACUUGUCAGAUAGCUCGCACAAUUUGGAAUUUUUAUGAUAGCUCACUGCAACUCAAAGGAAGGCAGAUUAAUCUUAUUAAAGCUCAAAUUUGCAAAUGGUGGGUAUCAGGGAGAGGAAAGUCACUGGAUGAUACUAUAUUGCUGUGAUGCCUGGGGUAAUUGCGUGGUUUAUAUGGAGAGCUUAUUGGGAUGCUAUUUGGAAGGAAAUGGACCCGGACCCUCAAUUGAUUAUACAACAAAUCCAUAAAUUUAUGGUUAGUUGGUGCUAUGCAAAUGAUAAGCUUAAAGGGUGUGGCAGGUUGAAAGAAGUUGGUUUAAUACAUGAUUCCUUUGAUCGGAGAAGGCCUUGGACAUGGAGGUGGGUAAAACCUGCGGUCGGAAGCUGGAAGCUUAGCUGGGCGAUUUUCAGACAGAAUGGUAGAUCCUCGGCCGGUUUCCUUCUUAGAGAUCACUCAGGUGAAGCUGUGGCAGCGGAGGGCUUCCCCCUGAGUGGUUCGAUGGCAAGCGAAGAGGAGCUGGUGGCGGUUUUCCGACAGGCUGUUGAAUGGGGGGCGUCGUUUGGUUUCAGGCAGGUGGAAAUGGAGAUGUUUUAUAAGAAGAUAAUGGGGUGGUGCAGUGCUUGGGCAGAAAAAUAUGCCUGGAUUGUUAAAAUUGAGCUGAUCCCGGAAGUCUGCAAUAAACCGGCCUGUGUAGUUGCAAAAUUGGGUUGGAAUGGACCAUUUCGCUGGAGACCCCCGGACCCAGUACCAAAUGCUGUACAAGGAGCCCUACACUUGGAUGCUUUAUCUUUACCAUACAUUUUAUAUUAAGUCUUUGGCUCAUUUGUUUUCUUUUGUAUUUGAGAGGAUUGUAUCCUUCUCUUCUUCCGUUGAAUGGUUUUGGUCUGGUCCCCCAUUCCAUUUGUAUCUUUUAUUUUGUGUUGCUUAAUAAAAUCUGGUAAAUGUCCCUCGGCAUUUACCCCACCGAUUUUGGUGGUUGACCUUCCGAGGUAAAAAAAAAUAAAAAAAAAAAUAAAAAUUUGUUGUAUACUCCGUAUUAUCUUUUUUUU
Cuscuta epithymum is the source of this 3136-nucleotide messenger RNA. The record is from the annotation of a GenBank genome assembly. NCBI's taxonomy places the organism in Eukaryota, Viridiplantae, Streptophyta, Magnoliopsida, Solanales, Convolvulaceae.